AUGGCAGAGGUCGUGAGAAGAUGUAUGGACGUCAAGGUUCCUCGUCUCGGAAGCUUGACCACUUCCACAGGGGCCGAGGGGUCGCUGGCGGAAUUUCGAGCUCAUUGCACUGACCAGGGUCUCGACUGCGAUACGAUCCACUACUCGGUGCCACGACGGCCUUCAAAGGGAGGUGACAUGCCGAAGAGAGGACAAGUGACCUUCCUGGGGGACGUUGAUUGGGUGAUCAACGGCAACCCAGAUCCAGAGAAGGUGCAGCAGAUUGUUGACAUGUCCGGGAUUCGCUAUGGCUUUGAAGCCGGAACCACGGCUCCGCCCGGGGACGACGCCGCGCAUGGGGAGAUGGUGGCCUUCAACGGCAGCGGCUUUGUGAAGUCCACCCGGACGGGGAGUUCCGAGUACUACAAGACGGUCUACGGACCUUACCUGCGCUGUGAAGCCGCAGGCUUCAUCGGCCCCUCGGAUGCUCAAGCGGACUUCGUGGCCACAACGCUGCACGGGGGGAUGACCUGGACAUCGGCCUUGAACGAUAUGUUCACCAAUGUUGAGUCGCGCUGUGGUGCUGCUGGGGCCGCUUUUGGGGGAAUGGUGCAUUUUGAGAAAUUAGUAGGUGUGGCUAUUGCCCUGCCGACGAUGGCCAAGGAAAACAUCUUCGAGGCUAAGGAAAAGUACUAUCCCUUCGCCCCACAUGUGGAACACAACGUGAACUGCGUGGUGGUGGGCUUCAUCGCAGAUAUGGAGCUGGCUGAGAAGAAGGGCAUCAAGGGCUUGGAUAAGGUGCGGCUGGCGACUGCGGAAGAGAUGGCGGGGGUCCUGUACAAAGGAGCUUCGGGCUCCGCAGGGGGAGGUGCAGACAACUCCCUGUCGCUUCACACGCAUUUGGUCACCCUGCGGAGAAGCUGCGUGGCGAAGAGGGCCCAAGACGUACGACCCCAGGAUGUCAAGGAGGUGUACCACUUGGACUCCUCCAGUAUCGUGGGCAGCUUUACCCUGGAGGCCUGGUUCAUUGACAAGUCCAUGGAGGAACAUGAGACGUUGCCACCCUCCAGCCUGCCUCGCGCGAUGCCAUCACCGGCACCAGCCAAGUGCAACUGUUCCGAAUGGGUGGUCAACGCUUUGGCAGACGCAGGUGUCACGCACAUCUUCGGCGGACACGGAGGAGCCCUGGUACCCAUGGUGAAUGCCAUUUGCAAAAACCCUCGAGUGAAAUGGAUCUAUACACGAAAUGAGGCGAAUGCUUCGUUGAUGGCAGCAGCUUAUGCCAAGUUGACCGGACGCCUGGCGGUCUGUGUGGCCACCUCUGGCCCUGGAGCAUCGAAUCUCACCACCGGUCUAUUGGAUGCGCUCCAGGACCAGUGCUCAAUGGUAGCCAUCACAGGGCUGAAGCCUCGCGCGGGGAUCGGAUACAGUGAGUUCCAAGACCUACAGCAGAGCCGCAUGUUCGCCGCAGGAGGUCUGCCAACAAGUUUGGAUGUGCACUCCGCAGAUGCCUUGAUCCCUUUGCUUCGCGACGGCGUCGCAAAGGCGUUAACCUUAAGGACCUGUAUCCAUUUGGGCGUCCCGGUGGACGUUCAGGCGGCUGAGAGCCCGGUGCCCCUGAAGCCUUUCUGCGCCGCGGAUGUGCGGGACGACGUGGAGUUGGCCACAUCCCAUUCCCAUACCUUGAAGAACGUGGCCAACGAGCUGCGCGCCGCCUGCGAACGCGGCAGCGGCCGCGUGGUCAUCGCCCUGGGGCACCGCGCCGUGGGCUGCGGGGAGGAGAUCCUGCAGCUGGCGGAGCGCGUUGGAGCGCCGGUGCUCACGCGCUUGGAUGCGAAGGGCGUCGUGGACGAGUCACAUCCCUUGGUCUUUGGCGUUGUCGGAGUACAUGGAAAAUCAGGCUUGGAAAAAGCCACCCAAGUGAUCGAAAGUGCCCAGCUCAUUAUCUCCAUCGGCAGCCAUGAUGACACACUGCUGCUGUGCAACCGGGCAGGUCUACAGAUUCGCCCCAUGAUCAAGUUUGAGCCGGACGCCAUGUGCCUUCAGAUCAACGCCCGGUACAGGGCCCUCUACGACGUGGUGGGCAACAUCAAAUACAUGCUCUCGCGGUUGUUGGAAGAGCUGGCACCCAAAUCUGGUACGUCACCUGGAGCGAAGGAUUCCAUGCAGAUUUCGUUGAUGGAAUCCUGGUCCAGAGAACUGGCCUACAGUGGCAUGGACGUUUCGGCGCCACCUGAUGCUGCGACCUUACAUUUGGCCACACCAAACGCGCAGGCAGCCAGGUUGGAAAUGUCUGAAGAAAGCAAGCAACUCUGGAAGAGCAUCCGGGAAGGAAAAUGGCGUGCAGCACAGAACCGCGAAAGUGGCGGCCGCUUUCUAUGCACGAGCAAUGUGAGUAGCUCCUUUUGCCAUCCAGCCACCGUGAUGGAGGAGAUGUCCAGUCGAAUGGGCGCCAAUGACGUGCUUUGCGUGGAUGUGGGUGAUGUGACCUUGUGGGCAAGUUUGUCUGCGUCGCUGACCAAGGGCCAAAGGACGUUAUCCUCCGAACGUUUGGGCACCAUGGGCUAUGGCCUCUGUGCUGGCAUCGUCGCCAGCCUGGUGCGUGGCCGGACGGGGCGAGCCCUGGUGGUCACUGGGGAUGGUGGAAUUCAGUGCCUCGGCGAACAUGGCACCACCGGCCUGGGAAACUACCAGAAAAUCAUGGGAAAAUCAUGGAAAAUCAUGGGAAAAUCAUGGAAAAAUCAUGGAAAAUCAUGGAACAUCCACCAUUUUUCAUGGAAUCACCCAUUUACAGGAACCGACUGGCAGUUAGAAUGUGGAUUUUUUGUAAAAUAG
This is a messenger RNA of Cladocopium goreaui, 2814 nucleotides long. The record is from the annotation of a GenBank genome assembly. Lineage: Eukaryota; Dinophyceae; Suessiales; Symbiodiniaceae.